Prosopis cineraria is the source of this 1825-nucleotide messenger RNA. RefSeq lists its product as uncharacterized. Gene Ontology annotation, cellular component: mitochondrion. Lineage: Eukaryota; Viridiplantae; Streptophyta; Magnoliopsida; Fabales; Fabaceae. The record is from RefSeq and is a predicted model, not a curated record. Bases 222 to 1574 code for a protein of 450 amino acids. Gene Ontology annotation, molecular function: protein-arginine omega-N symmetric methyltransferase activity. The transcript is spliced from 14 exons.
UAGUUUAGGGGCCAAAUUUGCUUUUGCUGUUUUAUCCCGUUAAUUAAUUAACGUUCUAAGAUUUUGGGUUUCAUUUCCCCGCCGUCCCUCAAUCAUCUUCUCUUCUCAAUCAGCUGCUGUGAUCCGCAAAAUUUUGUCACUGAAGUCUGCAAAGGAGCUGGGUUUAUGGGAGCCUCUGAGCAGUGAGCAUAGCCAUUUCUAGCUUCUCUUCUCUUAUUGAAAUGAUGUUCAUUCGCCUUCAAACUGCUCAGAAGAUCCCACCAAUUUUUCUCUCCUCCAAAUUGAUUCCAACUCAAGUCAGGGCUUUUCCGCUUCAAGCUCUCUACUCCACGCACAUUGUGGGCGAUCAGCCCAUUCUCGUUCGGGAUUUUAUUCAUUCUGCCUUGUACCAUCCAAUACAUGGUUAUUUCUCCCAUAGAUCACGUUCUGUUGGAGUUCUUGAGAACAGCAUUAAAUUUAAUCAGCUUGAAGGCCGAACAGGUUACAUGAGAUGCUUAGAUAAUAUUUACAAGCAGAGUGAUGUAUCAUGGUUUACACCAGUUGAGAUUUUUAAGCCUUGGUAUGCUCAUGCAAUUGCUGAAGCCAUCAUGCGCACUGCAAACUUCUCAGUUCCUCUAAAAAUAUAUGAAAUUGGUGGAGGAUCUGGAACUUGUGCCAAGGGUAUACUGGAUUACAUUAUGUUGAAUGCUCCUUCGAAAGUGUAUAACAGUAUGACUUACACCUCAGUUGAGAUCAGUCCCUCACUUGCUGAGGUGCAAAGAGAAACUGUUGGUCAAGUGCAAAGUCACAUAUCAAAGUUCAGAGUAGAAUAUCGUGAUGCUGCUGACCAGACUGGAUGGGGAGAUGUGGAGCAACAACCAUGUUGGGUGAUAAUGCUUGAGGUACUUGAUAACCUUCCACAUGAUCUUAUCUAUUCUGAAAACCAAGUUUCCUCCUGGAAGGAAGUGUGGGUUGAGAGACAACAUGACAGAGAAACACUGAGUGAGUUGUACAAGCCGUUGAAAGACUCACUUAUUGCACGUUGUGUUGAGAUCAUGGAUUUGGACAAGACUUAUACAACUCAAAGCAAUGAGAGAUCUAUGGUGAAAAACAUUUGGUCUAAACUCUACCCAAAACCCCGUAGAUGUUGGCUUCCAACUGGUUGUUUGAAAUUAUUUGAAGUUCUGCACGAGAUGCUGCCAAAGAUGUCUUUAAUUGCUUCAGACUUCAGUUAUCUGCCAGAUGUGACAAUACCUGGUCAAAGAGCUCCAUUGGUUUCAACCAAAAAAGAUGGCAGAAGCUCAGAUUAUGGGAAUUAUUUAGAGGCACAGGGUGAUGCUGAUAUCUUUUUCCCUACUGACUUUUGGCUGCUGGAACGAAUUGAUCAUUAUUGUUCAGGAUGGCUUAAACCGGAGGUUGAUAAUACAUCCAAGAAAGGAAAGAAAAGGAGAACCAUCACGCUGGAAACAUCAUCUUUCAUGGAAGAGUUUGGCUUGCCCUCAAAGACGAGGACCAAGGAUGGAUACAACCCCCUCUUGGAUGACUUCAAGAAUACCAAAUUUUUCCUUAGUGUCCCAACACACAAUAUUAAGUAGACAGAAAGAACAAAUUCUUUUCAUUCAAAGGGAUGUCCCUGGGAAUUCAAUUGAGCAUGAGCAGAUUUUUCUUCUUCGAGAAGUUAAUGAGCACCAUCAGCUUUCAAAAUUUUAUUGAGUGGCGUAAACAAAUUUUGGCAGAAGGGUGUUGCUAUUAGAUCACACCUUUUUUCCUUUUUUCUUUUUCUUUCUCCCCAAAUGUAUCAAAGACGGUUAUUUUUGUGAUGUCAGAGAAUUCUGACUCCCUUGUC